Messenger RNA from Eurypyga helias (sunbittern), 425 nucleotides. Its product is annotated as embryonic stem cell-specific 5-hydroxymethylcytosine-binding protein-like. The annotation marks the transcript as partial. The transcript has 3 exons. Gene Ontology annotation, molecular function: single-stranded DNA binding. Gene Ontology annotation, biological process: DNA damage response. The record is from RefSeq and is a predicted model, not a curated record. Lineage: Eukaryota; Metazoa; Chordata; Aves; Eurypygiformes; Eurypygidae.
GAUGCCGACUCCUCCGAGCGGGUCCUCAUGGACAUGCGCUGGGGCCUGGUUCCCUCCUGGUUCAAAAAGGACGACCCCUCCAAAAUGCAGUUUAACACCUCCAACUGCCGCAGCGAUACCAUGCUGAAGAAGUCCUCCUACAAGGGUGCUCUCCUCAAGGGCAAGCGCUGCGUGGUCCUGGCAGAUGGCUUCUACGAGUGGCAGCAGCACAGCGGGGGGAAGCAGCCCUAUUUCAUUUACUUCCCCCAGCCCAAGGACCCCAUGGCUGAGGAGAAGGAGGGGGACGCGGAGUGGAGAGGAUGGAGGUUGCUCACCAUGGCUGGGAUUUUUGACUGCUGGGAGCCACCGGAGGGAGGAGAAGUGCUGUACACUUACACCAUCAUCACGGUGGAUGCUUCCAAGGACGUGAGCUUCAUCCAUCACAG